This is a messenger RNA of Nothobranchius furzeri (turquoise killifish), 3798 nucleotides long. RefSeq names its product ras-related protein Rab-3A. The record is from RefSeq and is a predicted model, not a curated record. Gene Ontology annotation, cellular component: axon; synaptic vesicle membrane; synaptic vesicle. Gene Ontology annotation, molecular function: GTP binding; GTPase activity; myosin V binding. Lineage: Eukaryota; Metazoa; Chordata; Actinopteri; Cyprinodontiformes; Nothobranchiidae. Gene Ontology annotation, biological process: axonogenesis; protein secretion; calcium-ion regulated exocytosis.
AUCGAACCCUAUAACGGAUGGAAAAAUAUCCAAGACAAGAAAGAUAUUUCGGGGGAUGAAGACACGUCAACUAACUAACGUGUUCUAAAGUGGGCGAUUAGUGAUCCGACCGGCUUGCCAUACCGCUCCGACGCAAACGGAUAAGUAUAAAUCAGGCUUUAGGCAUCCUAAUCAUCCAAAUCACGCUACUACUACAAGCUGUUGCUAAGUGUACUCGGUCGUUGCUCGUGUCUGCGGGAACCGCUGCAGUGAAGCUGAGGGGAAAACAUACAUUUCAGGAUGGCGUCAGCAAAUGCCGUAUAUGGACAGAAGGAGUCCUCAGACCAGAACUUUGAUUACAUGUUUAAAAUCCUCAUCAUUGGCAACAGCAGUGUGGGGAAAACGUCCUUCCUCUUCCGCUAUGCAGAUGACUCAUUUACACCAGCGUUUGUCAGCACGGUGGGCAUUGACUUCAAGGUGAAAACCAUCUACAGGAAUGACAAGAGGAUAAAGCUGCAGAUCUGGGACACUGCUGGACAGGAGCGCUACAGGACAAUCACCACAGCCUACUACAGAGGAGCCAUGGGCUUCAUUCUCAUGUAUGACAUCACCAAUGAAGAGUCUUUCAAUGCUGUCCAGGACUGGUCGACCCAGAUCAAGACAUACUCUUGGGACAAUGCUCAAGUCCUCUUAGUGGGAAACAAAUGUGAUAUGAUUGAUGAACGGAUCGUGGCCUCAGAGAGAGGUCGGCAGCUAUCUGAACAGCUGGGUUUUGAGUUUUUUGAAGCGAGUGCUAAAGACAACAUUAAUGUGAAGCAGACCUUUGAGUGGCUGGUGGAUAUUAUCUGUGAGAGGAUGGCAGAGACCCUAGACAACAAUGACCCCAACAUCACUGGGGCCAAGCAGGGGCCCCAGCUCAGUGAACAGCCCCAGAGGUCUCAUCAAGAUUGUGCUUGUUGAACACAACACAUACACUAACACAUGCUGCUGGGCCUAUUUCAGACAUUUUUAAAAGAUUUUUCAUUUUAACAGUUGGAAUAUCUCGCACAGACAACUUUACAGUAACACUGCCAUGCAGACACACCACUGGGCUGCUGUGGUUCUAGUCCACACAGAGCAUGUUUUGAGUCAGGCAGCUCUCCCUAGACAUUCAGUCCAGGAAAAUCCAGAUCACUGGUCAGAGAUGUGAAGAACAUCCACCUAUCGGACAGUCUUAUCAGACUUAUCUUUGUUUUCAACGUGGACACACACACACACACACACACACACACACACACACACACACACACACACACACACACACACACACACACUCACACACACACACACACAAUGGUGGUCCAGCCUAAAAUGAACAAAAACUUUAUGGUUUUGGGUUCUGAGUUUCUGCCCGGGUUACGUGUUCAAUCUGAUAUUUUUUUUUUCAUUCUUUAUUUUAAGAAUUGAUGAAUGCUUUAAAGGUGUUUUUAUUACGUUCUAAACACAAAUCAGAUCAGCUGCUUGUAGAUUUGGCUUCAAGAGCAGCCCAGCAUGGGGACCAGUGAACAUUAGUUUGUCUCCAUUUUUAAAUGUGUUAUUGUUUAAAACUAAUUAAGACAUAUAUAUUUAUAAAUCAUAAAUUAUAUCUGACGAGAGAGAAAAUAAUUAUCUACAGCUGUGCAUAUAUUUAUGAUAUACAUAUAACAUAAAUUUGAAUACAGAUGAUGAAUGCCAGCGUAGUUGAUGUUCUGCUUCUUUAGGUGUGUGAGCCGUGUCUGACUUGUCCUCUCCAUCAUGCCCAUACUGUCUCUAUAAUAUCUGUAAACGAAGCAUUGUGUGUCCCUUGGGUCACGGAUGUUUUCCAGCAUGAUAAAUGUGUUAUGUGUCUUGCUCGGCUGACGGACCUGUCUGUCAUUCACUUAGUUCACAAAAUCUCAUUUAAAGACCUACUUCUAAGAUUUGGCUUUUAGACCGUGACUUGUUUUAUUGUGUUCUUAGUAUUCCUCAUUUUUUGUAUUUUCUUUUAUUGAUCGGUAUUUAUAUCUUCUGUUUCGUUGCUUUGAUUGGUCGUGAUUUGGUCCAGCCUGUGCAGCACUUUGGGCAGCUUCCAUGCUGCGUUUUAAAUGUGCUAUAUAAAUAAACUAUGGUAUGGUAUGGUAUGGUAUAGUAAUCCAUUAUUGACUUAAAUUGACAGUGUGUAGUUUUCUGGCUACAAUACAUACCAAAAUCAUUGCAAGCAAGGGGUAUUUUUGUGUACAAGUGAUGACCUUACCAACGAAUGGCCAUGAAGGCCAAAAAUCCCUGGCAGUGUCAUAGCACAAUUUGUUUUUUAAAGGCAUACUUGGCAGUUUAGCUUGAUUUUAGCACCCCUUGUGUCCACUAUUAAUUAUCUGUGGUCAAAGCAAAAAUUAAACCUAUGUCCUCGCUGGGCGUCCAUCUUAAUCUAACAGCUGAAAUGUCUCCCCAGCCUUCACUAGUUUCUAGAGAGGAUAUUCAUCAAAUCAGCUGUGUUCAUGAUCUAAAACAUGCAGGAAACGUGCUGAAAGCAGACUGCAGUGCCAGGUAUGUAAGCUAAAUGUUAUUAUGUGUAACAGGUGAUUGACUGACACUCUGAAGUUGUGAAAAUAGUAUUCUAUACCAAGAGGGCUGUGGUGGUCUGAGUAGUAGUACUAAUGCUGUAAAGGGUCGUUUUAGCAUAUACUGACUGAAGAAGUAAUUUAAAAAUGUGAAAAGGUUGCAUAGUAUCCCUUUAAAUGCUUUUUUAAAAUGAAUAAACUAUUGUUAGAUGGAAGUACCUCAAUGCAUGGACGUCAUUUUCGCUUUAGAAGUGGGGGGGACAUGGGGGGGGGGGGGUAUCUUUACAGUAUGCUCUAACGGGAAACACAACACAAACGGUUGUUUUCCGCUUGGUCCUAGAGCUCAACCAGUGUCAAUUUAAAAUAGCGUAAUAUUAUUUUUGGAUGGUAAAAAGUGCAGGGGUCAAAACUUGACUUUGAAAAAAGUGGGGGGGACAUGCCCCCCCACCCCCCACCCCCCCGUACGUCCAUGCCUCAAUGACAGUAAAGUACACAUUUCAGGUAGUUUUACACCAUAUCACCUUGACUGUCGCUAGUUUAGCAAACUAUCACGGUAAAUGUUACCUGUGGAGCAGACAGAAUGUGAUAUUGGCUUGACUCCUUAGACUUUGAUGGUCCUUCAGUUGAUUCCAUCGAUAAAAUGUGAUGCUGAUGCUAGUUGUCUGGCGGUGUGUGUACCAGAUCUACUCGGGGGUGUCACACCCUGUCCUGUCUCCCCAUUUGGUUCAGCCUGUGUCUCUGUUGAUUGCUCCCACCUGCCUCUCGUUUCCUAAUCACCCAAGAUCCCAACCCUCUUGUAGUUAAACCCCUCCAGUUCUGUGUCUCUUGUUGCCUCAUUGUUUCCAUGUCAGCGUGUUUCUCAUUAAAAGACCUUACCUGUCCCAGUUUGUCUACCUGCCUGAUUCCUCCCCAGCGUUUGGAUCCUCACCUCCGCUCCACUCGCCGGCACGUUGUGACAGGGGGUCCUGCAACUACUGAUGACGUCAAACUACGGCAAAACCACUUGGUGAAAUUAUGUUGCAUAUCUUCUUUUAUUCUGUUCUUUCACAUUGGUUUUGGAAAGAGUUUAGCAGUUUUGUUAUUAAAUUCAUGUUGCUUACCGUCUAAAUGUUUUUACAUAAUUAGCAGCCCUUUUUGUUUGUAUAAAUGUUGAAUUCUUCUCUAUAUUUUGUUAGUUCUUAUGUAAAUAUAUCUAUUCAUUCAACAUGUAUACUUGUUAUUUGUUCAAUAAAAUUCUUUUAAAUUUUGUCCCAUUUCAACAAAU